Molecule: messenger RNA, 1176 nt
Organism: Bombyx mandarina (wild silkworm)
Lineage: Eukaryota; Metazoa; Arthropoda; Insecta; Lepidoptera; Bombycidae
Product: odorant receptor 4-like
Source: RefSeq, a predicted model, not a curated record
UGGAACAUAUUCUAUUGGUUCGAAUUCGGAAAUCUCUUUAUUGUGACCUGGCUGGAGCUGAUCAACAUGGUACAAACGGCUAGUGGGGGCUCCUUUCAGGACGCCGUCGAAAUAUUUAGGAUGAUGCCGUGCGUGGGAUAUCUGCUGCUCGCUAUGGCCAAAUCCUACAAGAUAGUGUAUUAUCGUCCGAUCUAUGAGAAUUUGAUUUAUGAGCUACGGGAUAUGUGGCCGAAGGGCUGCGUUGCCGACGAAGAACAUGCAAUCAUCUGUACAGCCCUCAAACAACUCAAUUAUGUCGUGCAGGGUUACUACUGGUGCAACAACGCCCUACUAGUAAUAUUCCUGUCGCCGCCAUUCGUGGAGAUCAUCAAACAGGUCGCUGGUUGGGACGUUCCUCUGAUCCUGCCCUUCUUCUACUGGUUUCCCUUCGACCCGUUCCAGCGAAUCUACUACGAAACGAUUCUUAUCUUUCAAACUUGGCACGGGCUAAUUACAAUCUGGUUUAUGCUGUGCGGAGAUUUACUGUUCUGUAUAUUCUUGAGCCAUAUUUCGACGCAGUUCGACUUACUGGCAGUGAGGAUCAAGAGAAUGGUAUAUGUGCCUGUUGAUAAACAGCUAAUUGAAGAAUACCCUUUGGGGGAAUAUAGCCGAAAUUUCUUGGUAAAAGAAAAGAGUGCUAUUGACUCGUACACUGAAAAACAAUGGGAAGAAAGAUUUCAGAACGAAGUUACUGAAAUUGUUCUGCGACACCGGGCUUUAAUUAGAUUAUCCGGAGACGUCGAGGAGCUAUUCAGUUUUGCUUUGCUAGUCAAUUUCUUUAAUAGCUCUAUAAUAAUUUGUUUCUGUGGAUUCUGCUGCGUUAUCGUUGAAAAAUGGAACGAAAUGAUUUACAAAUCGUUCUUGACGACCGCUCUGUCACAAACAUGGCUGCUCUGCUGGUACGGGCAAAGACUUCUUGAAUCAAGUGAAGGAGUCUCCGAUGCGUUAUACAACAGUGGCUGGUACAAUGUUUCGAAGAAAAUAAAAGGUUCCAUUCUAAUCAUGCUUCACAGAGCACAAAAAGAAGUCCACGUCACUACGUAUGGGUUCUCUGUGAUCUCUUUGUCGAGCUAUACUACGAUUAUCAAAACAUCGUGGUCGUAUUUUACGCUUUUAUUGAAUAUUUACAAACAGUAA